CUUUAUAUAGAGUACCUACCACAAACCCCUGCUGCACACACAAGUGCUGUGCAGUGGUGCUGCAGGAAUCUCAUUCUCGUCCUCCCAAGCAAACCACCACCGUGCCACUUCACCCACCCCCCCACGCCGAUCGAGGCCACCGUUCGGAUCGGCCAUCCAUGGUGGGCAGAAGAGCCAUGCGCUUGGCGGCGCUGCUGCUGGUGGUGGUGGCGGUGUCCGCGACGACGCUCGUGCCGGUGGUGUCCUCUGACGGCGAGCUGGCUACUACGACGUCCGCCGGCGGAAGCGGCGCCCAGCAACCGGCCGUGGCCACAGGGCAGCAGCAGCAGCAGCCGGACACGACCGUGCUGUGCGUGAGCAAGUGCGGGACGUGCCCGGCGGUAUGCUCGUCGUCGCCCCCGCCCGCGUCGUCGUCGUCCGCCGGUGACAGCACCGCGCCGCCGAAGAGUGGCAGUGGGGGCUACGGCUAUAGCUCGCCGUCGCCGCCGGCGGGGCAAAGCAAGGGAGCUGGGCGGCCCAGCAACUACUACUACCUAUACACCUCCGCGGCGGGCGGGCGCGCACGCGGCGUCGCUGGGGCGACCAGCUUCUUGCACUACGCGUCGGCGGCGCUCGCCGCGCUCGUCGCUGGCUUGCAGUGACGCGCGACAUCGACCGACCGACCCGCGGAUGUUUUGUUUGAGGGCUAUGUAUGUAUUCGCGCGCACCUGUGUAUUUCGUCAGCAAAUGUCGUAGCGUUCGACGGAUGUGUUUACUACCGCGGCAGUUUCGCGGUGUUUUGGUCGUGAUCUGAUCGUGCUCGUUGUAUCUUUUUUUUUUUAAAAUUUUUUUGAGGAAAGUGCUCGUUGUAUCU
Molecule: messenger RNA, 853 nt
Organism: Sorghum bicolor (sorghum)
Lineage: Eukaryota; Viridiplantae; Streptophyta; Magnoliopsida; Poales; Poaceae
Exons: 1
Coding region: 159-641 (160 amino acids)
Source: RefSeq, a predicted model, not a curated record